AUGGUUCAGGCCUCUAUAAAACACAACACAAAACCUGGUCUUGAAGGUGGCUGUUCAGAUUAUUCUAAAUCAAUACUUUCACCGUUGUGUAUCGAAAGAAUGUCCAGAGAAUGCGGCGAGUGUGCAUUUAAAGGAUGUAGGGUAGGGAAGUCAAAUGAUAUCAAUUCUGAAAAACGGGAACCCUACGUGCGAAGUUUAACUGACCUAUAUUUCAAGAUAGAAAAUAUGGAAGGUCGGUUCAGACCUUUAUAUCGUGAAAUGAAGGAAUGGCCCGAAAUAUUUUUUCACUCAAUGAAGGGAGCAUCGCCAUUUGAUAACCCAAAUAUGGAACAUACCUUGUGCGAUAACCACAAAAUAACUAAGAAAACCUUUUUAUGUGAACUUUGCAUGAUAUGUUAUACAGAUAUGCGAAAGCAUAUUAAGAGUUUGCGACACAAGCAUAAUGCUGAAAAUAAUGAACGGUUCACUAAUCUAGAUCGAACAAUUGCAAAUGGUCCAUCAAUUAGUGACCUAAUGCCCGAAACCUAA
Molecule: messenger RNA, 528 nt
Organism: Paramuricea clavata
Lineage: Eukaryota; Metazoa; Cnidaria; Anthozoa; Malacalcyonacea; Plexauridae
Source: the annotation of a GenBank genome assembly